AUGGCGCCCUUGCGUAAAGGCACACCAACCUGCUUGUCUGAGGAUGCCUUUAUUUUGGCCCCUGCCGAUGCUGAAAUCAUGAAGAUCUUGGUGGCCUGUUUGGUGCUGGUGCUGCUGUCUGCCAGUGUGCACUCUCAGUCUGAAAAUGUCAAAGCCCGUUAUGAUAAGUUCAAAAACCAACAUAUCGAUAAGGAUAUGAGCCCUGAGAAAUGUGAUAAGGUGAUAAGUGAAAAGGGCAUCAAGGACGCAAAAACCAACUGUAAAAACAUCAACACUUUCAUCCUUGCCACCAUCGAUGAAGUCAAACCCAUCUGUGGCAGUGCAGGUGAACCAUAUAAGGAUAAGGGCCUGACCUUAAGCACCAAACCAUUUAAAAUUGUUGUCUGUAAACUGCAACCACAGGGAGACUGCAAGUACAAUGGUCAGUCUCUCACAAAGAGAAUUGUAAUCGCUUGUGAAAAAGACUUUCCUGUGCACUAUGAUCAUGACAUUGAUUAG
This is a messenger RNA of Monopterus albus (swamp eel), 498 nucleotides long. RefSeq names its product ribonuclease-like 3. The transcript has 2 exons. The record is from RefSeq and is a predicted model, not a curated record. Bases 1 to 498 code for a protein of 165 amino acids. NCBI's taxonomy places the organism in Eukaryota, Metazoa, Chordata, Actinopteri, Synbranchiformes, Synbranchidae. Gene Ontology annotation, biological process: defense response to Gram-negative bacterium; angiogenesis; defense response to Gram-positive bacterium. Gene Ontology annotation, molecular function: RNA nuclease activity; nucleic acid binding.